Molecule: messenger RNA, 1480 nt
Organism: Bombyx mori (domestic silkworm)
Lineage: Eukaryota; Metazoa; Arthropoda; Insecta; Lepidoptera; Bombycidae
Gene: aop
Product: ets DNA-binding protein pokkuri-like
Biological process (GO): regulation of transcription by RNA polymerase II; cell differentiation
Cellular component (GO): nucleus
Molecular function (GO): sequence-specific DNA binding; DNA-binding transcription factor activity, RNA polymerase II-specific
Source: RefSeq, marked provisional
GGAUUUUGACAACGCAACCAGUUCCGGAUCAGCUUAGCCGAUUAACGUAAUGAAAGUUGUAAGCUUACAACUGCCGUCUGGGCCCAGUAUGGAGCGGCUACCGCUACCAUUCAGUCCAACAGAACUAUUAUGGCGUUACCCACUACCCUGGGCGCCACCGCCUCCUUCACCGCUUGGUGACACCAAGGCGCAACUGCCAGCCGGUCUUCCGCCAGAACCAAGACUAUGGACCAGAGAGGAUGUUUCUGUAUUUCUGAAAUGGUGUGAAAGAGAAUUCGAUCUACCUAAUUUUGAUAUGGACCUCUUUCAAAUGAACGGUAAAGCAUUAUGCUUGCUUACUAAAACAGAUUUGGGUGAAAGGUGUCCUGGAGCAGGCGAUGUCUUACAUAAUGUUCUUCAAAUGCUUGUACGCGACGCAGCGCUGUUAGGUAGAGUUCCUUCCUCACCUGUUACUCCCACCGCUCGUGCGGCACCGUAUCCGCCCUCUCCCCACUCUCAUCCACCGACACCAACUUGGACUGUUGAUGGUUUCCACCAUUUCCACAGCGCUGCAGCAGCAGCAGCAGCUCAACCUAAUUCAGUGACUCUCAGUCCUGCUCCAUCAGUUGAUAGUUCUGGAAGUCCUCAAAGAGGAGACACUGUAACUUAUGCGCCAGCGUAUGCACCGUCCGUGCCCCCCACUACUCAAGCUGCCAGUUCCGGAAGUAAUCAUUCAGAUUCCGAUGAAGAGGGUCAAUACGCUCCACCUCCACGUUCUCCUAAAGAAGCUCCAAUAACGAGUCCAGCCCCGCAAAAUCAUCCAACACAACAACAUCCUCAUUACCGCGCUCAACAUAGGGAAUUUUUUCCAAAUGAUAUGCCAGAGUCCAAUACAAAUGGAAGACUAUUGUGGGACUUCUUACAACAACUUCUGAAUGACCCAACGCAAAGAUACACAAACUAUAUUGCAUGGAAGAACAGAGACACUGGCGUGUUUAAAAUUGUUGAUCCUGCUGGACUAGCCAAAUUGUGGGGAAUUCAAAAAAAUCACCUAUCCAUGAACUACGACAAAAUGUCCCGCGCCCUGAGAUAUUAUUACCGUGUUAAUAUUUUGCGCAAAGUCCAGGGCGAAAGACACUGUUACCAGUUCUUAAGAAACCCAACAGAAUUGAAAAAUAUCAAAAACAUAUCUCUACUGCGACAACAAAUGAGUCCCACUCGCGUUGUACCACAAACUUUGGUAAAAACCGAAAUGAAAGAAGAAAGAUGUGACGAAGAAACAGUCGAUGAAGAAAUGCCUACAGAUUUGAGUAUGUCUGCAUCAGAGCCUUGGCGGAAACGCGCACGCUCUGACACAGCGACCGCACCGCCGUCGUCAACGCAACAUGACAAACAUCGGAUCAGUACGCUUAUCGGAGAUAACAUGAUAAUGAAACGCGAAGUCGACUACAGUGCUGAGCAUUAUGCCUUAAAUUUAAAAAGUGAAAAAUGUGAACAGUAA